GGCCGGGCAAAGUGAAUACCCCGGGCAAAGCGAAUACUCCCCACUACUCCUAAAUUAUUAGUUUGUCAUUCAACACGCCACUACUGUUACGUUCGGCCAUCUUGAUUUAGUACGCGGCAAACAUCGAAGCGAGGGGCCGCGUCGCGUCCCGUCCGCGGAACGAAGAUUUGUGUUUUCGUAAAUAAAAGAUUGAUUUUACGCGAUGGUAAAUAAAUAUAAAAAAAAAACUAAGCAAGGGACGUGGGAGGAAAAUGCUAUGCAAACGGCUAUUAAUUUGUGCAAAGCUGGAGAAUCAAUAAAAAGCACAGCUAAAAAGUAUGGUUUGGCUUAUGCAACCUUGUAUAGGCAUGUAAAAACCGGCAUCGCUGCUCCAAAACUUGGUAGAUUCCGUCCUGUUUUCACUGAAGAUCAGGAAAUAGAGUUGGUGACAUAUCUCAAAGAUAUGGAUGCUGUAUUUUUUGGCUUGACUCGAGAUGAAUUUAAACAUUUAGCGUUCAUCUACGCCAAGAAAAAUAAUUUGAACUACCCGAAAAACUGGGACAAGUACGAAAAAGCUGGAGAUGAUUGGUUAUCGUCAUUUUUGUCUCGUCACAAUCAAAUAUCCCUCAGGACUCCAGAGGCAACAUCGGUUGCAAGGGCAAAAGGAUUUAACAGACGCGAAGUUGGACGUUUUUAUGAAAACCUUGAAGCUUUAACAGUAAAACAUGAUAUUGAUGCAUCCAGAUUAUAUAACAUGGAUGAAACUGGUAUAUCUACAACCACAAAUAAGCCGCCUAAAGUGCUAUCAACGAAAGGAAAAAAACAAGUGGGCAUAAUCGCCAGUGCAGAACGUGGUCAACUAACGACAGUCAUAGGUUGUUGUAAUGCCGCUGGUUCAUUUCUCCCACCAUUCUUAAUUUUCGCCAGAAAAAAGAUGCAACCCAGACUACUUGAUGGUGCGCCUCCCGGCACUCAAGGAACCUGUACUCCAAAUGGCUGGACUUCAGGUGAGGUGUUCUUUGAUUGGAUGCAUUUUUUUGUGGAACAUGUUCGACCUACCCCUGAGAAAAAAAUACUUCUAUUAUUGGAUAACCACGAGAGCCACAAGUAUUACCCAGCUUUAGAUUACGCAACUAAGAACAACGUCGUAAUUUUAUCCUUGGCCCCACACACAACCCACAAAAUGCAGCCCAUGGAUGUAGCGGUCUACGGCCCACUGAAAACUUACUUUGAAAGGGAGGUAAAUUUUUUCCAAAAAUCGCACCCAGGACGCAUUAUAAAUCAAUACGAUGUAGCCAGACUGUUAUCACCAGCUUUUCUGAAAAGUGCAGUAGCUCAAAAUGCAGUUCAUGGAUUUGAAAGACCUGGUAUUUGGCCAGUUAAUAAAUAUGCUUUUGGUGACGAAGAUUACGAACCAGCCGCUGUGAUUGCAGGCACAUCUAAUAUGAAUAUUGGCACAGAAACUACAAACUUAAUAGAAACGAUCGAUAUUUCCAGACCUUUUGCAGACACUUCUUCAACUCCAUCGCCUUCACUUUUUCAAGAACUGAUUCCAUCAAAUUCAGUAGAUCCUUUAUCAGAAAUAUUUCCAUCUCGAAACAGAACUCCCUCUUGUGAGUUUCAAGACUUUGUUGCGCCCAUUGUUAACACGCCUGAAAAUAUUCGUAGCGACAGGUGUACACCUGAACCAGAACCUGGAUGUUCGCGAAUUGUCUCCGCUUUUGGGCCAGAUAUAGCUACUCAGAAAGGUGAUGCAGUGCUGCCGGAAACUGAAGUAAAUAUUCGACUAAAUACUAGCCGUGACAACUCACCUGAUCCAAAACCGGGAUGCUCAGCCUCCCACUGCAGUCCCUUGGUGUUAAGACCUUUGUGUACACCUGAACCAGAACCUGGAUGUUCCCGAAUUGUCUCCGCUUUUGGGCCAGACAUAGCUGCUCAGAGAGGUGACACAGUUCUGCCGGAAACUGAAGUAAAUAUUCCACAAAAUACUAGCCCUGACAACUCACCUGAUCCGAAACCGGGAUGCUCAGCCUCCCACUGCAGUCCCUUGAUGUUAAGACCUAUUCCAAAUCCUGCCAAACCAAUGACCACGCGUAAACGGAAAUUACAAAAAUCGGAAAUAUUAACCAGUACCCCGAUCAAGGAAGAUCAAAAGCAGAAAUAUGACAAAAAUAAAGUUAAGAAUAUUACUAAAAGACUGAAUGAUAAGUCAAAAAAUGUUCCUAAGAAGACUAAUACAGAGAAGAAAGACAAAAGAACUGCUAAAAAGGUUAAACAGCCAAAGAAAAUGAAAGAAUUUAAGGACAUUUUAUGUUUUUUUUGCAGUGAAAUAUAUAUUGAAGAAGACGGUAAACCAAUUGAAAACUGGAUUCAAUGUGACAUUUGUCAACAAUGGUGUCACGAAGAUUGUUCUGCUUUUGAUGGCACUCAAGGGUAUACCUGUGAUAAUUGCCAAUCUUAAUUUUCUAAUUUUAUGGUCAAGUUAUGUUUAUUUUUCAGUUUAUCAAAGUUAUUUCAGAGAUUGAAUAUGAGUAUUCACUUUGCCCAAGUACCGUGUUCACUUUACCCGGGGUACCGGGCAAAGCAAAUACUUUCGUACUUUUUUUAAUUUUAAUUGCAGUUGAUUAUUGUUUAAAUAUUAAUGUUAACUGGUGUACCUAAUUACAAGAGCAAUAAAUAAAGACUGAUUUGUGAUAAUUAUUUUGUUUUUGUAUUGUAUACAUUUUCUGCUAUAACCUUAAAUACCUUAAGGUAUCCACUUUGCCCGA
Messenger RNA from Ostrinia furnacalis (Asian corn borer), 2747 nucleotides. RefSeq lists its product as uncharacterized. Bases 203 to 2440 code for a protein of 745 amino acids. Gene Ontology annotation, cellular component: nucleus. The record is from RefSeq and is a predicted model, not a curated record. Gene Ontology annotation, molecular function: DNA binding. The transcript has 2 exons. Lineage: Eukaryota; Metazoa; Arthropoda; Insecta; Lepidoptera; Crambidae.